ACUGCUGCUGUCUGUCUGCAUCAACAGGGAACAUGGAUGGUGAGGAAUUUGCAAUGACGAGAGCGAUAAUGAUGAUGAUGAUGAUGAGUGCACUCGUAUGGCUGCUCUGCUCCCGUGGAAACUAAAAGACACUAUCAUCCAGCGUGUUUUUCACUAGCCUCGGGCUGUUUUGUGGAUUUUCAGUGAAAAAUUUAUCCGUGUCUCCACGCAAACAUGGGCAAAGACGAAUGCAAGACCAUGUUGGACGCGCUGAACAAAGUCACAGCCUGCUACAGGCAUCUGGUCAUCGCUUUGGGGAGCACAUCUGAUUCCCAAAACCUCCGAGAGGAACUUAAAAAGACCCGAAAGAAAGCCCAGGAGCUGGCCGUGGCCAACAGGACUAAGCUCACGGCUCUUCUGAAGGACAAAAGCAUCAGCAAAGAUGAUCGAGCCGAAUACGAGCGCCUCUGGGUGCUCUUCACCAGCAGCAUGGAGCUCCUGGAGGUGGACAUGAAGCGAUCCUUGGAGAUCGGGCAGGAUUUUCCUCUCAAAGUGCCAACGAGACACCUCAUCCAGACGGGAAUGACCGGCAGCACCACUACCGUGGCGGCUCGAGCCAUGAGCGUCCAAAACAUGAAGUACGAAGCCGACGCGAACAUCGACACGGUGGACCUCAAAGAGCUGGAGACCGAGAUCGCUCAGGUGGACCAGAUGAUGGAGGAGAUGGAGAUGAAGGUCCAGGUGGCGCCGUGGGCAGUCGAGGCGAAACAAGAGGCGGGAGCCGAGUUGAAAUCCACCGUCAGUGUUGGGAAUUCAUCGGUUGGUGUCAUCUCGAUCUGCGAGGAGGAACCCAAGGAAACGGUGGAAGGUGAAACUGGGUUGAUGAAAGUAUUUGCAGGGAUCAUUUUCACCGUUGUUUUGCUCAUAGCUGGAAUUCUGGGGUAUCUGGUGAUUAAUCUAUAAUGGAUGAAGAUAGUCUAUCUGGAUGACAGUGGCUCAGGGCUUUAGAUUUUCUUAUGGAGGAAGCAACACGUUGCUAUGGUAGGACUGUGAAAUUGUUCAGGUAAUUUAAAGUAUGAUGCUCUUGGUGUGGAGAUAAGCACAUCACCUCCAUGGGUAUUAGUAAAAUGCAUCAGUGUUUAAAGGGAAUAGCCAAAAGGAAUAAAAACUCUUCCAUGACUGCUUCCUCAACCCAUGAAGGUAAAAACUGGACAGAGCACAAUCAAAAGUGGGACUGUCACAUAAAAGCUUUUAUUUUAGCACAUUUAAGCUACAAUUUGAAUUCUAAAUUAUUUGCCACUCUUUUGACAUAUCAUAACUGGCUGUUUCAUCCUUCGGCGAAGAUCUACAACCUGAAGAUUACAACUUUUGUGACCCUCUGACAGCAUCAGUGGGUUGUGCAUAUUAAACAGGUAUUUGUUUCACAGUUUAUAUAUAUAUAUAUAUAUAGGUGACAUAUUUAAGGUUGCUCAUAGUGGUUCUGACCUCCUGAGGACUCACACCAAGAUAUUCUUGUUAGUAGCCUACUUCUGCAAGCUGUCGGUUUAUGUUUCUGAAGAUGGCCCAUGUUUGACUGCUUGUAUUCUUGAAAAUAGGCCUUAGGUGUGUUCUGAAAAACAGUCUAUUAUAGUUUGUUUGUACAUAUGAAUUGUACU
Sinocyclocheilus rhinocerous is the source of this 1634-nucleotide messenger RNA. Its product is annotated as regulator of G-protein signaling 9-binding protein. Bases 214 to 942 code for a protein of 242 amino acids. The record is from RefSeq and is a predicted model, not a curated record. Lineage: Eukaryota; Metazoa; Chordata; Actinopteri; Cypriniformes; Cyprinidae. The transcript has a single exon.